Molecule: messenger RNA, 2837 nt
Organism: Pocillopora meandrina
Lineage: Eukaryota; Metazoa; Cnidaria; Anthozoa; Scleractinia; Pocilloporidae
Source: the annotation of a GenBank genome assembly
AUUGCCAAAGAAGUGGGAGACAAGGCUGAAGAGGCAAAAAGUUACGGAAAUCUCGGCAAUGCUUAUCAUCGCCUAGGAGAUUUCAAAAGAGCCAUCCAGUAUCAUGAACGUCAUCUGAAAAUUGCCAAAGAAGUGAGAGACAAGGUUGGAGAGGGAAAGAGUUACUGCAAUCUCGGCAAUGCUUAUCAUAGCCUAGGAGAUUUCGAAAGAGCCAUCCAGUAUCAUGAACGUCAUCUGAAAAUUGGCAAGGAAGUGGGAGACAAGGCUAGAGAGGGAAAGAGUUACUGCAAUCUCGGCAAUGCUUAUCAUAGCCUAGGAGAUUUCGAAAGAGCCAUCCAGUAUCAUGAACGUCAUCUGAAAAUUGGCAAGGAAGUGGGAGACAAGGCUCGAGAGGGAAAGAGUUACUGCAAUCUCGGCAAUGCUUAUCAUAGCCUAGGAGAUUUCGAAAGAGCCAUCCAGUAUCAUGAACGUGGUCUGAAAAUUGCCAAAGAAGUAAGAGACAAGGCUGGAGAGGGAAUGAGUUACGGCAAUCUCGGCAAUGCUUAUCAUCGCCUAGGAGAUUUCGAAAGAGCCAUCCAGUAUCAUGAACGUGAUCUGAAAAUUGCCAAAGAAGUGGGAGACAAGGCUGGAGAGGGAAAGAGUUACUGCAACCUCGGCAAUGCUUAUCAUCGCCUAGGAGAUUUCGAAAUGGCCAUCCAGUAUCAUGAACGUCAUCUGAAAAUUGCCAAAGAAGUGGGAGACAAGGCUGGAGAAGGAAAGAGUUACUGCAAUCUCGGCAAUGCUUAUGAUAGCCUAGGAGAUUUCGAAAGAGCCAUCCAGUAUCAUGAACGUGAUCUGAAAAUUGCCAAAGAAGUGGGAGACAAGGCUGGAAAGGGAAAGAGUUACGGCAAUCUCGGCAAUGCUUAUGAUAGCCUAGGAGAUUUCGAAAGAGCCAUCCAGUAUCAUGAACGUCAUCUGAGAAUUGCCAAAGAAGUGGGAGACAAGGCUGGAGAAGGAAAGAGUUACUGCAAUCUCGGCAAUGCUUAUAUCAUAGCCUAGGAGAUUUCGAAAGAGCCAUCCAGUAUCACGAACGUCAUAUGAAAAUUGCCAAAGAAGUGGGAGACAAGGCUGGAGAGGGAAUGAGUUACUGCAAUCUUGGCAAUGCUUAUCAUAGCCUAGGAGAUUUCGAAAGAGCCAUCCAGUAUCAUGAAAGUCAUCUGGAAAUUGCCAGAGAAGUGGGAGACAAGGCUGGAGAGGGAAAGAGUUACGGAAAUCUCGGCAAUGCUUAUUAUCGCUUAGGAGAUUUCGAAAUGGUCAUUCAGUAUCAUGAACGUCACCUGAAAAUUGCUAAAGAAGUGGGAGACAAGGCUGGAGAGGGAAGAAGUUACGGUAAUCUGGCCAAUGUGUAUUGGGAGUUGGGAGAUCUAGAAAGAGCUGUUAACCUGUAUCGUUCUUCUGUGAUAAUUUUUGAUGCUAUCCGAGCCAAUCUGCGGUUCAGAGAUCAUUGGAAGAUUAGCUUCCGCGACAUGCAAAGAAACGCAUAUACUUGUUUGUGGCGUCUUCAUUUAGAACAAAAUCAAAUUUUGGAUGCGCUUCUAUCUGCUGAACAAGGACGUGCACAGGCUCUUAAUGAUCUGAUUUGUCUUAGAUAUGGGUUGAAAGAAAUACAACCUCGGCCAGGGAAUUUUGAUUUUGAUGUUCUUGUAAGCGGUGCUGUUUCAAAUACAGUUUUUAUGGCUGUAGAUAAUAAGGAACGCAAGAUAUUCUACUGGUUUAUUAACAGCUUUCAAGAUAUUCAAUUGAGAAGUAUUGAAAUACGUAAUUAUGGCUCGUUCGAAGAUGUCAAUACCUUUAUUGGAAGCUUAAUGGACACAGUAUCCAGAGAGUUUAAAAGAGGUGUUAUUAAAUGCGAAAACCGCUCUCCUGAUGAGCCCUGUACUGAAGAAUUGGUGAAGAAAAGGUCAGGUCAUGCUUAUUUCUCUACUGAAUGCUCACCGAAAACUGCUUUACGAAUGUUGUAUGACGUUAUCAUUGAGCCGAUUGGUGAUCUCGUCAAUGGCAAUGAACUUAUCUUUGUUCCCGAGAGUUCAUUGUGGUCAGUCCCUUUUGCUGCAUUGAUGGAUUCCGAGUCAAAUUAUUUGCGUGACUCUUUCCGAGUUCGAACGAUUCCAUCCCUGACUACUUUGAGGUUGAUAAAUGAUUACCCAGACGACUUCCACAAUAAGAAAAGUGCUUUACUCGUGGGUGAUCCAUGUUUGGAGGGGGUUCUUUUCGAGGAGAGGACGCUCAAUUCACUGCCAUGUGCAAGAGAAGAAGUAGUGAUCAUCGGCAGAAUCCUUGGUGCUGAUCCGCUUAUUGGUGAAGAAGCAAAGAAAGAUGAAGUGUUGAGGCGACUUCCCUUUGUUGCUUUGGUGCACUUUGCUGCACAUGGCCGAAUGGAAACGGGCGAAAUUGCCUUAGCGCCACGAAGUACUUGCCCAUCAAAGCCCUUUGUUGAGGAGGAUUUUAUUCUAACAAUGAAAGAUGUUUUGGAUAUCCGGAUACGAGCAAGGCUGGUUGUGUUAAGUUGUUGUCACAGUGGUCGUGGAGAGAUUAAGGCUGAGGGAGUUGUUGGAAUUGCAAGAGCAUUUUUGGGUGCCGGUGCUCGCUCUGUUCUCGUGUCGCUGUGGGCGAUUGAUGACGAGGCUACUCUUGUGUUUAUGAAACAUUUCUAUGAAGAACUGGUUACUGGGAAGCUUGCAAGUGAAGCUCUUAACCAAGCUAUGAAGAGGAUGAAAGAGUCUGAAGAGUUCAGCGAUGUGAAGUACUGGGCACCCUUUGUACUCAUUGGGGAUGACGUCAGACUGGAAUUAAAUUGA